This is a messenger RNA of Telopea speciosissima, 1570 nucleotides long. RefSeq names its product rust resistance kinase Lr10-like. Gene Ontology annotation, molecular function: ATP binding; protein kinase activity. Gene Ontology annotation, biological process: protein phosphorylation. NCBI's taxonomy places the organism in Eukaryota, Viridiplantae, Streptophyta, Magnoliopsida, Proteales, Proteaceae. The transcript has 2 exons. Bases 59 to 1570 code for a protein of 503 amino acids. The record is from RefSeq and is a predicted model, not a curated record.
GCAAAUUCUCACAGAAAAAAAGGGGGCAAAAAAUAAAUAACAGCCUCUUUGCAGAUAGAUGUCUUCGUAUACUUUUACACCUUCUCUAUGGAUAAAUGGAACACGAGUUCCUCCUGCUGAUUUUGAUUCUUAUGGAUUUGGAUGGCUCAAUAAUAGGAACCCAGCACCUGAAGAUGAAUUUUCUAAAGUUUUUAAGUCAGCUGCAGAGCUGAAUAAAUGGAUCGUUGUAGCCGGAGUAGCUUCUGCAGUUGUGAGUACUUUAGCGAUUGUUGCGAUAGUAUAUGCCAUCAUCAAUUGCUUGAACAGGGCGGGUAAUUAUGGAGGACCAGCAUACGCUCGCCUUGAAAUGGGUCAAAGAGACCCAAUUCCUUCACCAUCCACCUCCAAAUUAGUCUCAAAGGUAACCACCACCAAUGAAGCUUUCAAUGUAAUUCUGAAUUCACAAGUAGAAGCAGCCACUGUGGAGAGGUUUCUAAAUGAUAUGGCCAAGGAAAAACCCAUCAGAUUUUCACCCUCACAGUUGGCUGAUUAUACUAAAGAUUAUUCCACAAUAUUGGGUUCGGGUGGAUUCGGUGUAGUCUACAGAGGAGAACUCCCAAAUGGAGUUCCACUGGCCAUUAAAGUCCUCACCGGGAAUUUAAGCAAGAUAGUUGAAGAGCAGUUCAUGGCAGAAAUAAGCACAAUUGGAAGAACAUACCAUGUGAAUUUGGUCAGACUCUAUGGAUUUUGCUUCGAUCCGAUGAUGCAAGCACUUGUGUACGAGUACAUGGAGAAUGGAUCUCUUGACAGUUUCUUGUUUGGAGAGAACAGGAGGGCAAUGGAGUGGGAGAAGCUACAUCAGAUUGCAAUUGGGACAGCAAAAGGGAUUGCCUACUUGCAUGAGGAAUGUCAUCAGAGAAUAAUUCACUAUGAUAUAAAGGCAGGUAAUGUUCUUCUUGAUUCAAAACUAUGCCCUAAAGUUGCAGAUUUUGGAUUGGCUAAGCUUUGUAAUAGGGAUAGUACUCAUGUAACCAUAGUGGGUUUUAGAGGGACACCAGGGUAUGCUGCACCUGAGGUAUGGAGGGCACUCGCAGUGACCCAUAAAUGUGAUGUAUAUAGUUUUGGUAUGCUUUUAUUUGAGAUUGUGGGUAGGAGAAGAAACCUCAACCCUAAUGUAAGUGAGUCUAAUGUAAGUGAAUCUGAGGAAUGGCUCCCAAAAUGGACUUGGGAAAAGUAUGAGAAAGGGGAGCUAAUGGAACUAAUGGAACUUUUGGGGAUUGAAGAAGAAGAAGAUAAAAGAAAAGCAGAGAGAAUUUGUUUGGUAGCCUUUUGGUGUGUUCAGUACUCACCUGAGGCAAGACCUCUUAUGAGCAAUGUGGUGAAGAUGUUAGAGGGAGGAGUUGAAAUUGCUCCACUCCCAAAUAACCCAUUCCAGUAUUUGGUUUCUAUUCCUGUGGAUCCAGCCAUUCCAUCAACUGGAAGCAAUGGAAACUCGAAUUCUCCAUCAUCAAGUGAGCCAACAGAGAAAUCCUCUAUUACAUCCUAUCAUACCCCAAUUAAGAGGACGAUGGAGAUUGAGCUGGCUAAGUAG